GACUGCAACUACCUACCUUUCACAUAAAUACCUCACCAAGUCUCUCUCUCGUUCGUAUUUCCAUUAACAGGGAGUUGAGGUGUUUUUGCCUUACGUAGAGUGAGAGAAAAUGGCAAGUUCUGGUGUAGCACUUGAGGACGUACCUUCGGUUGAUAUUAUGACCGAACUCCUCCGCCGCUUCAAGUGCUCUUCCAAGCCUGAUAAGCGUCUUGUUCUCAUUGGUCCGCCUGGCUCGGGGAAGGGUACACAGUCACCCAUUAUCAAAGAUGACUAUUGUUUGUGCCACUUGGCCACUGGUGAUAUGCUCAGAGCUGCAGUUGCUGCUAAGACUCCCCUUGGAGUUAAGGCCAAAGAAGCCAUGGAUAAAGGAGAACUUGUAUCUGAUGAUUUGGUUGUUGGGAUAAUUGAUGAAGCAAUGAAGAAGCCAUCAUGUGAAAAAGGUUUCAUUUUGGAUGGGUUUCCGAGGACAGUUGUUCAAGCUCAGAAGCUUGAUGAGAUGCUUCAGAAGCAGGGAACUAAAAUUGAUAAGGUCCUCGACUUUGCAAUUGAUGAUGCUAUAUUGGAAGAAAGGAUUACUGGUCGUUGGAUCCAUCCUUCCAGUGGACGGACUUACCACACCAAAUUUGCACCGCCCAGAGUUUCUGGUGUUGAUGAUGUUACUGGGGAGCCUCUGAUUCAACGAAAAGAUGACACCCCAGAAGUUCUGAAGUCAAGGCUGGAUGCAUUUCACAAGCAAACUGAACCUGUUAUUGAUUAUUAUGCGAAGAAAGGUGUUCUUGCACAGCUUCACGCAGAGAAACCCCCGAAAGAUGUAACUGCUGAGGUUCAGAAGGUUCUCUCUUCAUAAGAGUGACCUAUGUUUUCUAGAGUAGCUCAUAUUUCGUCUGAUACAUUGUCAGAUGGGCUAAUCAGUGGUUCCUCCCAAUUUUCAUUUAAGAUACCGAUUUCAAUACUGUUUAUCGAGUCUUUGGAGUAUUUUGUGUUAGUUACCCAAUAAAAAUUUUGUACCAAACAUGAGAAUUUGCUGUAAUGCUAAAAAUUUGUUGCUUUGGUUAAA
Jatropha curcas is the source of this 1057-nucleotide messenger RNA. RefSeq names its product adenylate kinase 4. The record is from RefSeq and is a predicted model, not a curated record. Lineage: Eukaryota; Viridiplantae; Streptophyta; Magnoliopsida; Malpighiales; Euphorbiaceae. Gene Ontology annotation, molecular function: AMP kinase activity; ATP binding. Gene Ontology annotation, biological process: nucleobase-containing compound metabolic process.